GACAAUGUACCAGGGGAUUCCAAGAGAGAACAGUCAAUUGUGAGUAAGUGGAGGAGGGGAGAUAAGAUAAGAUAAGUGAACGUCAAAGAGAAAAAGAGAGAGAGAGAGAGAGAGAGACAAGGGCAGAGAGUUAGAGAGAAGUGGAGAGGCGUGCGUUGAUCAGAGCCAAUAGAAUGUGAUGAGGUAACAGAGUUGACUCCUAUGCUUGCUGAAACAACAAGGAGUGGAGAAACGGAACCACAAGCCAUUAACACUGGGAUGCAGAAACACAGCCUGCUGCUGAACCAGAGAGAGAGAGAGAGAGAGAGAGAGACAGAGAGAGAGAGAGAGAGAGAGAGAGAGAGAGAGAGAGGGAGAGGGAGAGAGAAAGAGAAAGAGAGAGGGAGUGAUGAGAGCGAGGUAGUGAGAGACGAAGAGAGAGUAAAGGGAUCAAUAUAAGCUCUGCUCAAAGUCAGAGACUUCAGAAAACACUUUGGGUGGAACUCAGACUUUCAUCUCUGCAGACGCCUGCUGCUGUUCCCAUGGAAACCAUCUCCAGGAUGCAGUCGUCUCCAGGACUAGUCAGGAUGGACAGCUACCCCUGACCACCACCUGAACCCUCUGCUGUCCCGGGAUAGGACACUGGCCAAAGAAUGUUCUGGAAACUCACUUUCCCAGUCCUGUUGGCUGGAGUGCUCUGCGUCGCCACGGAGACCAGGAAGCCCCGCCCCCAGGGUUCAAUCCCCUCCCCUUACAAGACCAAAGCCAACCUGUCGGACCGACAGAAGCUGCUGACCCACAAACCCGAGGUUCUGUCGUCCAGCCACGAGGCCCUCGUUGUCACGGAGAGACGGACUCUCCGACGCGAUUGGUGCAAGACGCAGCCUCUCCGCCAGACGGUGAGCGAGGACGGCUGCCAGAGCCGGACUGUGGUCAACCGCUUCUGCUACGGCCAGUGCAACUCCUUCUACAUCCCCCGCCACAUGGGCCCUUCCUCGGGCCACGGGAAUCGAGGCCCAGGCUCCGGCCGGAGGGCCCACAACAAGGCCCAAGAGCCCUUCCAGUCAUGCUCCUUCUGCAGGCCGCACCGGGUCACCCAGCUCACCGUUCAGCUAGACUGUCCCGGCCUGCAGCCGCCCGUCCGCCACCGCAAAGUGCAGCGUGUCAAACAGUGCCGCUGCAUGUCCGUGGACAUGAGCAGCCAGGGGAAACUGUAGUGAGGCUGCCUCACAUGGCUGCCUCACAUGGCUGUCUCACAUGGGUGCCUCACAUGGGUGCCUCACAUGGGUGCCUCACAUGGGUGCCUCACAUGGGUGCCUCACAUGGACACAGCGUGGGUGUGAAAUCUCAACAAGGAUGCCAGAACGACUGUUACAAAGUCUGUCUUCACUUCGAAGAACAGAUCAUCAUAGCGAGCUCAAUUAAGUAUUGUGCAAAGUUUGUCCAUUGACCACUCAAGGCAUCAGAGCUCCAGAGAUGUGACGUGUCUAAGAUGACAGCACAUCCACUAAUCGCUUCUGAAUGGUGACAUUGCAGUCUACAGGGGCUGUGUAGAAUACCUCUAUUGUCUAAAAAGUCACUGUUUCAAAGCAACAAGCAUUGCAACACUGAUCUGUUCUUCCAAAACACGGGAAAAUUGUACCUGGAGAGAGAGAGAGCGAGAGACUCAGAUGACAGAAGAUAGUUUACUAUCUAGCUAUGAGCUAUUAGACUGCAAACCAGUAAAGAGCUAUCCCAGACUGGUAGUGAAACUGCCCAGUGUUUUAGUGUGUAAUAAGAGAUGGGGUGCUAUGGACUGGGCUUACCAGGGCUCGUGGCCAGCCAGCCAAUCAGGGCUCCACAUGAGGGAGCAGCCAGCCAAUCAGGGCUACACAUGAGGGAGAGACUAUGAGAACCUACCAGUGGAUUCAUCACACCAGAAGCAAAACAAAAACAUUAUUCACCUUGCCAGUGAAGAAGUAUACACUUCUGUAUCAUGUGUUACUGAGGUACAGUACAAUAAAAAGUAUAUAUAU
This is a messenger RNA of Hypomesus transpacificus, 1994 nucleotides long. RefSeq names its product gremlin 2, DAN family BMP antagonist a (gene grem2a). The record is from RefSeq and is a predicted model, not a curated record. The transcript is spliced from 2 exons. NCBI's taxonomy places the organism in Eukaryota, Metazoa, Chordata, Actinopteri, Osmeriformes, Osmeridae. Gene Ontology annotation, biological process: animal organ morphogenesis. The coding region runs from base 633 to 1196 and encodes 187 amino acids. Gene Ontology annotation, molecular function: BMP binding; receptor ligand activity.